Molecule: messenger RNA, 1083 nt
Organism: Cyclocybe aegerita
Lineage: Eukaryota; Fungi; Basidiomycota; Agaricomycetes; Agaricales; Hemipholiotaceae
Source: the annotation of a GenBank genome assembly
AUGUCCGCUGCCAUCGCCACUGCGACCACACCGCGGACCACACUUGAUGCCCAAGGAAAUCCCACGAACCUCACACCAGCCAAUCUUGCAAGGAUCAUGGAUAUCCUCACUGGCUCCUGGGAGAGGAGCACCCUUGAAACCUACAGCUCUGGCCUGCUCAUCUACCAUGUUUAUUGCGAUGACAAAGGCAUUGAUGAAGAGCAACGCGCUCUGAUGAGCCUGGUGUUAGCCGUGUCAUUUGUUUCAAUGCUUGCGGGCGCAUACUCUGGAAGCACCAUUCGCAACUACUUCUAUGGAGUAUGUGCCUGGCAUAUCUUACAUGGCAUCCCAUGGGAGAUGAAUGAACCAGAGAUGGAGGCCCUCCUCAAAGGUGCUGAAAAGGCAGCACCAGCAUCUUCAAAGCGCAAGAAAAGAGUGCCGUACACCCUGGACUUCAUUACAGCCAUCAAAGGCCAACUCGACCUGUCAAAGCCUUUUGACAGCACAGUUUACGCAUGCCUCACCACAACAUUUUACGCUGCGGCCCGUUUGGGUGAAUUUGUUAUCCCCAACCUGAAAUCCUUCAACGCAGCGCUCCACGUCAAACCAUCAGACAUAAAACAUGAGACGGACCAUAACGGGCUCCAUUCCACUGUAUUCCAUAUCCCAAGGACAAAGGCAUCAAUCCAUGGAGAGGAUGUCUCAUGGUCAAGGCAGAACAGCCCUACUGAUCCUGAGGUCACUCUCCAGUACCAUCUGGAGAUAAACAUGCCACCACCGAACAGUGCACUGUUCGCCUACAAGUACAAAAACGGACACAGACCAAUGACGAAGCCCGCAUUCCUCAAAGUGUUAGCAACAGCUGCAAAAUCCGUGGGCCUCGAACCACGCCAAGGCCAUGGAAUCCGAAUCGGAUCAACACUGGAGUACCUACUAUGUGGAAUACCAUUUGAAGUCGUGAAGGUCAAAGGACAAUGGGCAAGCGACGCUUUCCUGAUAUACCUCACGAAACACGCCCAGAUCCUGGCCCCCUAUAUGCAAGCAUGGCCCGAACUGCACAGCAAAAUAACACGGCUCACAAUGCCCCACCUACGCCACACAUAA